UGAUGCAAAUUAGUUGUGGCAACAUGAUAUGUCAGCCAAGCCAGUGGAACUAUGACACGCCGAACAAAUUGGCCAGACACUAUGAAUGAUUCCAUCCUCUAUGAUUCGGAAUCUAGAUAUAGAGGUGAAAAUUCGUAUUACGGAUUACUUUACAGCCUCUCCUAAUUAGCUAAUGAGAGAGGCUAUUUGAGUAGGUUUCUGAAUACCAAUUGGUAUCAUAUUACGUUUGCAGACGUUGACGUGGCAUUCAUUUGCAACAUUCUGAACAAAGGGUCUUCACGGCUGAGCAACAUCGGUAAUGAAGACAGCCUUUCUUUGCGGCAUUCUGCUUAUUGCGGGGCUCUUUGUUGAGAAUAUUGUUGGAGAAAGAUCUGGUCAAUGUUUGGCCGGUAAACUCGUGGAAUCGUGCACGACUACAGUGCGAUACUUGCAGGAAGAAAUAAAGAAAAUGCAACAUUCAUUCAACGAGAAAAUUCAAGAUCUGCUAGAGAACGGACGGCAGCGGGACAGAGAAAUUGAGACAUUAAGAGAAGCUUUAUAUACUACAAAAUCCAGUCUGAAUUCAACAUUGAAUCAGCACACAGAAGAAAUAAAGGAGCUACAAUCAGACGUGACAACUAUAAGGGAUGACGUGAAUCAGCAACAGUCAGAUUUACAAGAUUUGACGGUCAUUCUUAUUGAUGUGAAUACCACGACACAUGAACAAGAAACAGACAUAGAGGGGCUACAGUCAGACGCGACCACAUUAAGGAAUGACGUGGAUCAGCAAAACUCAGAUUUACAAGAUUUGACCGUCACAGUAAAUGUCUUGAAUGCCACACAACUUGACCAAGAAACUACUAUACAGGACCUACAAUCUGACGUGACAACUUUAAGGAAUGACGUGAAUCAGCAACAGUCAGAUUUACAAGAUUUGACAGUCACUGUUAUUUAUGUGAAUACAACGACACAUGAACAAGAAACAGACAUAGAGGGGCUACAGUCAGACGUGACCACAUUAAGAAAUGACGUGGAUCAGCAAAACUCAGAUUUACAAGAUUUGACCGUCACAGUAAAUGUCUUGAAUGUCUCACGACUUGACCAAGAGACUAAUAUACAGGAUCUACAAUCUGACGUGACAACUUUAAAGAAUGACGUGAAUCAGCAACAGUCAGAUUUACAAGAUUUGACAGUCACUCUUAUUGAUGUGAAUACCACGACACAUGAACAAGAUACAGACAUACAAGGGCUACAGUCAGACGUGACCACAUUAAGAAAUGACGUGGAUCAGCAAAACUCAGAUUUACAAGAUUUGACCGUCACAGUAAAUGUCUUGAAUGCCACACGACUUGACCAAGAGACUAAUAUACAGGAUCUACAAUCUGACGUGACAACUUUAAGAAAUGACGUGAAUCAGCAACAGUCAGAUUUACAAGAUUUGACAGUCACUCUUAUUGAUGUGAAUACUACGACACAUGAACAAGAUACAGACAUACAAGGGCUACAGUCAGACGCGACCACAUUAAGAAAUGACGUGGAUCAGCAAAACUCAGAUUUACAAGAUUUGACCGUCACAGUAAAUGUCUUGAAUGCCACACAACUUGACCAAGAGACUAAUAUACAGAACUUACUAUCCGACGUGAACAAUUUACAGAGUAGUGAUUCUCGACAAGACACCGAUUUACAAGAUUUGACAACGACUGUUGAUAAACUAAAUACGACUGUCCACGAACAAGCGGCAGAAAUAGAGGAUACUUUCGGUCACGCUUACGGAGGCGGUAGCACAAUACCCAAUGAUGGACGGGUCGAACAAUGGCAAGUUGGUACAUGGCCUGGGACUUCUGCCCCCAUUAUAAAGGGAGGAAUGGAAUUCGAUGGCACAUCCUUUACUGUGCCGGAAGAUGGAAUCUACUACGUUUAUGGUCAAGUCGUAACUGCAGAAACUGUUACAAAAGAUUGCGGGUUUACAAUCGUCGUUUCCAAUGCUAUGGUGUCUCUGCCUACUUUUCUGACCGUUAGCCAUCCCGCCUCCGCUGACAAAGAUAUUACCAUAUUUGGAAGUCAAGUUCGCCGGCUAGACAAAGGAAACGCUGUGCAAAUGAUGACCACAAAUUGCUCGUAUUCAUUCGAAGCCGACAAAGCUGACUUUGGUAUGUUUCAGUUGAAAGGUUAA
Corticium candelabrum is the source of this 2152-nucleotide messenger RNA. RefSeq names its product repetitive organellar protein-like. The record is from RefSeq and is a predicted model, not a curated record. Gene Ontology annotation, cellular component: membrane; kinetochore. The transcript is spliced from 25 exons. Gene Ontology annotation, molecular function: tumor necrosis factor receptor binding. Lineage: Eukaryota; Metazoa; Porifera; Homoscleromorpha; Homosclerophorida; Plakinidae. The coding region runs from base 299 to 2152 and encodes 617 amino acids. Gene Ontology annotation, biological process: immune response; protein localization to kinetochore; attachment of mitotic spindle microtubules to kinetochore.